CCCUCCUGUUGUGACAUAAUCCAACAUGGCGGCCACCGUUGGCAGACUUCUCCGCACCUCUGUACGGGCUGCAGCUGGAGGGCUGAAAGUUGCAGCUGCUUGUCAACAUGGAGCUGGUGGCGCUGCAAGGGUUCUUUCUGCUGCUGCCCUUCAGAGAUCCAGUUUCUGCACCAGCACCUCCAGAUGGGCCCCUGCCGUCACUCAGCCGGCUCCUGACUUUAAGGCCACAGCUGUCCACAACGGGGAGUUCAAGGACCUGAGUCUGGCUGACUUCAAGGGCAAAUACCUCGUUCUUUUCUUCUACCCGCUGGACUUUACGUUUGUUUGCCCGACGGAGAUCAUUUCGUUCAGCGACAAGGCCAGCGAGUUUCACGACAUCAACUGCGAGGUGGUGGGAGUGUCUGUGGAUUCUCACUUCACCCACCUGGCCUGGAUCAACACACCACGAAAGGCUGGAGGUUUAGGACAUAUCCACAUCCCUCUACUGUCAGACCUCAACAAGCAGAUCUCCAGGGACUACGGGGUGCUUCUGGAGGGUCCGGGCAUCGCACUGAGGGGCUUGUUCAUCAUCGACCCAAACGGCGUGGUGAAACACAUGAGUGUGAACGACCUGCCGGUCGGACGCUGCGUUGAAGAGACCCUGCGUUUGGUGAGGGCGUUCCAGUUCGUCGAGACGCACGGGGAGGUUUGUCCGGCCAGCUGGACCCCGGAGUCUCCAACGAUCAAACCAACCCCUGAAGGAUCGAAGGAGUACUUCGAGAAGGUCAACUGAGUUCACAACAGCCUGAAAGUAGAGACGAUUAAAGCCUCUGAUCUUAGUUUGCAGUUCACUAAUAAAUCCUUUGGACCAGUUUGUGCCGUUUUCUACCUCUUUGAUUUUAAUUUUAAGUCACACUAUGAUGCACCGUCUACAGAUAAUAAACACACUGAAUGACCCCUGUACAUAAACAUGUUUAUUUUCUUUUUACAGCGAGUUAAUAUGCAGGUUCAAAAUGUCUGACAUUGGUACACAACAUGAAGUGCCAAAAUCAACCAGAGUGGGAGAGAACUGGAAAUUAGAAAAAAAAAAAAAAAGGCGUUUGCCACUUCUCAUACAAGUAGGGUACAUACUGUAUUUACAGAAAAAUGAUGGUGGGGGGGCAUCAGAAACACUCUGCAGCACAGUGUGGUGAUGAAAACAUCUAGUUUUAGGUGUACAUAAACUUUACUUUAUACAGUAUGUUUGCAAAAAAACGACGCAUCGCCUUGUUCCUUCAGAUAAAAUGAACGCCAGCUUUACUCCAAAGAUGUGGAGCCUGUUUAAAGCUUAAAAAA
Molecule: messenger RNA, 1314 nt
Organism: Cyprinodon variegatus (sheepshead minnow)
Lineage: Eukaryota; Metazoa; Chordata; Actinopteri; Cyprinodontiformes; Cyprinodontidae
Gene: prdx3
Product: peroxiredoxin 3
Exons: 7
Coding region: 26-772 (248 amino acids)
Biological process (GO): cell redox homeostasis; hydrogen peroxide catabolic process; response to oxidative stress
Cellular component (GO): mitochondrion; cytosol
Molecular function (GO): thioredoxin peroxidase activity
Source: RefSeq, a predicted model, not a curated record